Molecule: messenger RNA, 2045 nt
Organism: Spodoptera frugiperda (fall armyworm)
Lineage: Eukaryota; Metazoa; Arthropoda; Insecta; Lepidoptera; Noctuidae
Product: putative transporter svop-1
Exons: 10
Coding region: 174-1742 (522 amino acids)
Biological process (GO): transmembrane transport
Molecular function (GO): transmembrane transporter activity
Source: RefSeq, a predicted model, not a curated record
AGCCAUUCUACCAUUCGCCAUUCCGCUACCAAUACACCGCGAAAAGUGGCUACUCCAGCUAAUAAAAAAAAAGUAAACAAUUAUCAUAGACAAUAAAAUAAAAAAUAAAUCGUAUAAAGUAUUCGGUCAAGAGUUCCUAAUUUGAAAUUUAGAAUUGUGUUAUAUUUUAAAAAAUGGCGUUCGCCGUACCGGACAGUAUUUCGAAGAAAAAUACUUUUGAAGAUGCCUUGGACCUUACAGGUUUCGGCAAAUACAAUGUGGGUAUGCUGAUAACGUGCUGCCUGCUGAUCCUGGCUAUGUACCUGGAUAUCUUCGGUUUCUCCGUCGUCCUGCCUGCCAUGGCGUGUGACAUGUCGCUGAACACAUCACAACAGGGUCUACUGUCCGCUAUACCGCUUAUAGGUGUAAUCCUAUCGUCUUACGGUUGGGGAUUAUGCGCCGAUACAACAGGACGUCGAAAAACUUUGCUCAUAGCAAUGCCAGUCGGCUUCAUCCUCAGCCUUGCAGCUACCAUGGCACCUAGCUUCGCGAUAAUGGCUAUCCUCAAGUUCCUGUCUGUCUCAUUCUCAGCCGCAGCGAAUGCAGCAGCAUUCGUCCUAUUAGCUGAGAGUGUACCGAGCAGACAUCGAAGCCGCUUCAUGUUCCUCAUGGCCAGCGCUACUAUGGUGGUGCAGCUUAUUAUUUGCUCUUUCGCCUUACCAAUAUUCACUCUAGACUUCGCUUACGAGAUCUCCUGGCUAGGCGUGGUGUACAGACCCUGGCGCAUGUUGAUGCAAGUCAUCUGCCUUCCAUGUGGCCUGGGCAUCUUAUUCAUGAGCUUCCUACAAGAGAGCCCCAAGUUCCUCCUGAGCAAAGACAGGCAUGAUGAGGCUUUAGAGGUGUUCAAGGCUAUCUACAGGUGCAACACUGGACAGAAGAAGGAUACUUAUUCUAUAAUGCACGUAUACCUAGAAGAAGCGUUGGCUGUCACUUCUGCUGAAACUUCAGUGCUAAGGAAGGUGUGGAACCAAACCGCUCCUCUGUUCAAGCGACCACUAUUAAAGAACUCGGCUAUUUUGUACUAUCUGCUGCUUACAGCUUAUAUGACAUCAACUGGUUUCACAAUGUGGGUGCCAACUAUGACCAACGCUUAUUUCACUGGCGAUGAAAGUAACCACGGUCGCACCUUCUGUGAAGUUGCUAGUCAAAGCACAAAGACUGGAUCCAGUAAUGGCACUGAAUCAGGAAACUGCACAGGAAGCAUUGAGCCCAGAGCAUUAUACGCCACAAUGAUAUACUCGGGCGUUUCCACCGUACUGAUGAUCUGUCUUUCCUUCAUCGUCGGCAUAAUGGGAAAGAAGAAGAUCACCCUCACCGUCUUCAUCAUAUCGUCCACUGCUGGGACAUUGCUGCUCUUCAUCAAAGUCCCGAUGCUGAGCAUCGCUUUGUUCUUCAUUUUCUUAUACGUCGCUCAAAUUCUUGGCAAUGUUAACACGUAUCUAGUCGAGCUGAACCCUACACAUUUGAGGGGUAUGGCAACAUGUCUGUCCGUGGUAGUGGCUCGUGGGUCUGGCUUCUUCAGCGUGCAGAUCAUCGCCAGCCUCCUCGGCGACUACUGCAUGCCCAUGCUUAGUGGAUACGUCGCCUUAGUUAUGUCUGGAUUCGUAGUCGCAACAUUCCUGCCAUCAGACUCCAAACCAGCAGAGCAAAAGUUUGAAAUAGAAAGAAGUGAUACAGAUGAUGUUGAAAAUCCUAAAGUUUAAGCUCAAUGCUAGUAUUUUUUAUAUUUUUUUAUUUCGAUCUGACUUUUCCUAUACUUGGGAUGUUGGAUCUAUUAUUAUUUGAAUGUCUGUGACAUUCUUUGUUAGUUUUUCGGACCGUUUUAGGCUCCCAAUUGUUGAUGUAGAUUGAAUAGAGAAUUAUUGCCAAAAACUCGAUUUUAUGAAAUCAGGGUUUUAUAUCGUCUAAUUACCCUUUAUGGCACAAUUGAGAUGUUUUCGAAUAUUCAAAUCCCGUUCUUUCCUCGCGCGAAAUAUUAAGACACACAUAAAUUUGUUACGAAUUAA